UGAGCUGCGGCUCCGUGCUUGAGGACAACAUCAUCGUUUCCGAAGUAAGCUUCGUGGAGAAUAGUGGAGGAGGAUUGUCCGCUGUUGGCCAGUUUGUUGCUGGUGACUCAUCUGGAAAUGCGCCAUCAUUGGGGGGAAACUUCCACACUGGGGUUGGGAGGGAGUCCAGAGCUGCCACCCUGCAGAAUGCCAAGCGACAAAUAAACCAUAUUGGUCAUCAGCUUCAAAUGAAUCGGCACUGUCUGGACACUGCCUUCAACUUUUACAAGAUGGCCCUCUGCAAGCACCUGACCAGAGGGCGCAAAUCAUCCCACGUCAUCGCCGCCUGCCUCUACCUCGUCUGUCGAACGGAGGGAACACCUCACAUGCUGCUAGACUUGAGUGACCUCCUUCAAGUGAAUGUGUAUGUUUUGGGAAAAACCUUCCUUGUUUUAGCCAGAGAGCUGUGUAUCAACGCGCCAGCUAUUGACCCGUGUCUUUAUAUCCCGCGCUUUGCACAAAUGCUGGAAUUUGGAGAGAAGAGCCAUGAUGUUUCAAUGACGGCACUACGUCUCCUGCAGAGGAUGAAGAGAGACUGGAUGCACACGGGACGGAGACCUUCAGGCCUCUGCGGAGCAGCACUCUUGGUUGCUGCCCGUAUGCACGAGUUCCGUCGUACAAUGAAGGAAGUUAUCAGUGUGGUGAAAGUCUGUGAAGCUACACUAAGGAAAAGACUGAAUGAAUUUGAGGACACGCCCACCAGUGAGUUGACAAUUGAAGAGUUCAUGCGGGUGGAUCUGGAGCAGGAGUGUGACCCGCCCUCUUACACGGCUGGAAUCAGGAAGCAAAAGCUAAAAGAGAUUGAGCAAGAGCUUGCAAAGAAAGUUGAUGAUAUUGAAGGUGAAAUCUGUGGAUAUCAGGAUGAGAUUGAAGUCGAGCUGGAGAGCUGCAGACCCAAAGCCAGGGGGAUUUACGCAUCCUCUUCUAAAGAUGAUGAUGUGAUUUCCUUGGCAUCGUCCAGCAUUCUAGUUGGUGAUGAGGAAGGAGAAGAUGAUGAGCUGAGGGCAGCAGCAUCUCACCUGUGCAGUACUGUAGGCGAAGAAGAUGGAGAUGGCAGUGAGCAGGAUGGAGAUGGAGAGAGAGUCUCUCCAAAUAAACGGCCCUCGUUGGCAUUAUUGCUUGGAGCGCUUCCCACUGCAGCCAGUUUGGGCCUGCCCGAGUCCAUCACCAAAAUGAGCGAGGAAAAGGAGAAUGACGUGGAGGCUGAAAGCGGUGAGCUAGAUCUCAGUGGUAUCGAUGAGGAUGAGAUCGAUCGGUAUAUCCUUAAUGAGAAGGAAGUUAAGGUGAAGACUAAACUGUGGAUGCUUCAAAAUGCAGACUACCUCAAAGAACAGAAAGAAAAAGAGGAGAAAAUAGCAAAAGAAAAGGAGGAGGGUACAUAUAAAGAGCGUAAGCCUAGAAAGAAGGCUCAGAGGCGUGAGCCCAUCAAUGCCAGCACUGCAGAUGAAGCCAUCGAAAAGAUGUUGGAGCAGAAACGCAUCUCCACUAAAAUAAACUAUGAUGUUCUGAAAGACUUGAACAAAUCCAGCCCAAAAAGUCCCACUCACCAGACUGAAGAAGCUUCUGCUGGAGCCAAAAGAACCCCCACGGCCCGCCAACGGAAACCCCAACUGACUUCACCCAAGAUUGGCAAAACGAUCAGCAGCUUUGGCAAGAGGUUACAGCCCCUGGUGUGUGCACAGCCCUCUAAGAAGCUGGCCCUCGAUCAGAAAGGGUUUGGUGCCCCUGUGGCCACUCCUGCUGCCCCAUCCCAAAAUACUGUUGUUGUGGAGAGCGGACCGGUGGCAUACGAAGAGCCUGCAGAUGAAGAAGAGGAUGAUGAGGAGGACGAACGCUGUGUCAGUGCCAUGCAGUUAAUGGGCGGCACUGAUUAUGGCUAUGAAGUGGAUGAUGAUGAUGGCUUCUGAAUCCAGAGGGCCUGUGGGAGCACCAUUGGAGAGGACACACUAACGCUUACCCAGCUGCUUACUCUGACCCCAAAACACACGUGCAACCUCCAUCUCAUUACCUCUAGUGUCCCUGCUUAUGUUUACAAGAUGACAAAAAAAAGAACUUUUACACACUACAGAGACUUGAAAAAUACAGCUUUUCAUUUAACGUUCUUCCUUUUUCAUAGGUGUGUGUUCUGAGCUCAUAUGCACCAAGUUAAACACCAUUUAAACUCACAGCACACAAACAAGAGAGAGUGUAAAUGGAUGCGUUUGUGUGUGUGUGCGUGUAGGGAUUGAAAGUGAUGAUUCUCUCUUUGGAGUGUGUAAGCCUGCUAGCUAACUGCAUUACUGUGUGUUUUAGGCUAAUGAUGACAUAUGAUCUUGCACAUCUAAAGCGAUUAGCCCACACGAGGCUCAGGCCUCUGUGUGGACAAAUGUGUGCAUGUACACGUGCCUUUAAAUAUUGCAGUAUACAGGCCUGGAAUAGUAUUGUGCUGAUUUUCUGGGCCAAAGUGUUACAUUUUAAACCAGAUGUAGCUUUAUGUGCUCGGUUAAAAUGGAUUAGAGACAGUAAAAUAUGAUUCGUAACAGUGUUAAAUUUUGUUCCGCUGCUUGGCUGGUUUUCCAGUGCUUUUUUAUUAUUAUUAUUAUACAGUUACCUACUGGUAUGGUAGAUUUUCCAGUUGGACUAUUGAAGUUUUUUUUUUUUUCAGUAUAAUGCUUAAAUGGUACUCUAACUUUUAUUUUUGAUUUGAUAGUUAUUGUUUUUCUGAUUUAAUAUAGAGACAUAGAUAUCAAACCAAAUGAGAAUACUUGAAAAAUUCAUUCCAGAUAAAUGCUGUUAAAGCGUCAUUAAAUCAUUUUGAACAUUUACAAAAAUGCAAAAUACAUAUAUAUACACACACACAUUUUUUUUCCAAAGAAAAAUGUUUACAUUGCUAGAUUGUUUUGAAAUGGACUGAUGUCAAAGAAAUAAUAUAUUGAUAGUUUAGUAUUGGUCUGUUAAUAAGGAAGAAUGAGUGUUUUAAUUGUACCAUUUGUAUCUCCCUUAGUAGGAUUGCUCUUUGAGAACAUUUUACUUUAUUUAUAGUUUGUACUUUCCGAGACAAGAUAAGAGUGAGAUUUUUUUAUUUACUUCAGUUGGAAAAGUAUUUGAAGGGUUUAUUCAAUCAGUCAUGCCACAAUACACAUAGAUAUUACUGAUUUAAAACCAAAUAGUUCCAAAUCUGAUAAAUAAAAGUACAGGUUACAUUAAAUGUUAAAUACAUAUAUAAGUAGUGACUUUAAUUUGGGAGUUUUGAUUUCGGAUUAGACCGCAACCUUGAGCUGUAUUGAAAUCAACAAUUGAUAAAUACUUAAUGUCUUGGUGAUUUCUUGCAUGUAUAAUAAAAAUCAUUAGUAUGCAAUCCAUCAGGAUUUUCAAAACUGGACACAUUUAUAGUUUUAUUUUGUUCUUAAAGUUUAAUUGCAUUUUGCUCUAUACUAUUACAGCUAUCUUGAUUUUGGAGUCAGAUUGGUUUUGAAAAAGUAAUAGUGAGAUUAAAACAGACUGAAAAAAAGUGUUGAGUAAACUUAAACAGUAUUUAUGGCCAAAGAAAUAAAGAAUAUUGAUUAUG
Messenger RNA from Puntigrus tetrazona (Sumatra barb), 3586 nucleotides. It is a transcript of the gene brf1a, whose product is annotated as BRF1 RNA polymerase III transcription initiation factor subunit a. Gene Ontology annotation, molecular function: TBP-class protein binding; RNA polymerase III general transcription initiation factor activity; RNA polymerase III type 3 promoter sequence-specific DNA binding. The transcript is spliced from 18 exons. The coding region runs from base 228 to 1946 and encodes 572 amino acids. NCBI's taxonomy places the organism in Eukaryota, Metazoa, Chordata, Actinopteri, Cypriniformes, Cyprinidae. Gene Ontology annotation, cellular component: transcription preinitiation complex; nucleus; transcription factor TFIIIB complex. Gene Ontology annotation, biological process: DNA-templated transcription initiation; transcription preinitiation complex assembly; transcription by RNA polymerase III. The record is from RefSeq and is a predicted model, not a curated record.